Messenger RNA from Adineta steineri, 9366 nucleotides. Lineage: Eukaryota; Metazoa; Rotifera; Eurotatoria; Adinetida; Adinetidae. The record is from the annotation of a GenBank genome assembly.
AUGGAUGAAUCAAUUUUAAAUCAUCUGUUUCUUCCUCAUCAUUUACCGUCUUCAGCUGAUAGCGAUUUUUUAACCAAAGGCAAGCACGAAAAUGAAUACAAGCUACUGGAAUGUAUGACAGAAUGUUUUAAAUUACUGGAGUCAGCUGACGCGACAAAUAAAUUGUCAAUAUUUUCACUUUUUACUGAUUGUAUUGAACGGUGGUCUGUCCUACAAAAUCCACAAGGCUUUUCAGUUUCAAAUAUACAAUCUGCUAUUGAACAACUACCAUUAGGAGGUUUUCUGCCACUCUAUUUUCAUGCACAGAAUGCUGCAAUUUUAAUUGAAAUUGAUAAAAUCAAAGCUAAUCAACCGCUAAUUUCAGCUUGGCAAGUUGCAUUACCAGCACAUAACAUUACUUCUUCUCUUGUGCCUAACAAUUCCUCUUUUCCAGUAACAACAUACAGACUACAUGAUCGAUCUCAACUAAGCGCCAAAGCUCACUGUGAAUUAUUGAUGGAUUUUAUGUACAAUUCUAUUGAACAUUCCAAAUCAUAUAAGUCUUCACGUGAAGUUAAUGAGAUUCGUGAUGUAUCAGAAUCACAUUAUGUGUGCCAAUGGUGGAUUCAACACUUUGACGGAACUAAAAUCGAACAAAAUUCCAGUACUUAUAUUGAAUUCACGAAGAAACAUCGUGAUCAAAUUAGAUGGAACAACGCAUUGUUACCUUUUCGACGUUCAGGUUUAUGGAUGGUCAUCAAAGUAGUCUUGCAUACUAUACUUAUCAAACGUUUGGGAGACAUCGGUAACAUUGUUUAUAAAGUAUUGAUUACUUAUUUUCUGACGUAUAUCAUUUGCACCAGACACAUCUCGACUGACUUAUUAGUUCACUGCAGUAGAAAAAUUGUACGGCGCUUGAAUAAAAUUGAAGGUUUAUUAUCAGUGAAAGUAGAUUCGAAUGAUGUGAUCCAAUGGAUACGGUCUAACAAACGAGAGAUAGAAUCUAAAAUCAAUGAAGUUAUAACGAAAUUAAACCAGCAAAAUACACUUCGAAUGAAUACUGAAAAGAAUACUAAUUCAUCAAUGAUCAACCUUAAACUGAAUCAUUCAGAUAUUCAUCGUCACUCGUGUCAAGAAUUAAAAGCAUACCUUAAUAAACAAAACUCGACGACAAAAUUUCAAGUUCUCUCAAACAUCAAUAGUCAUGAUGUCGGUGUAGAUGUUAAUCAAGCAGAUUACAUACCUUCAAUCAAAGUAUUUACGAAUAAAUUCAAUUACACAAUCGAUAUAGCCUUAAUUCGUAUAGAAACUUGGGUUGAAUCAUGCUUAGAACAAUGGAUCAAUCGUCCAAUAGCAUCUCAAAAUGAGAGAAAUCGUUUUGAAAUUCUAUUAGAUUUUUUCGAAGAAUAUUACAAUGCAGCGCUCGAUCGGUAUUGUUCAGCCAGAAGUUCGACGAAUCCCAUCGGUUAUAGUCAACUUAUUCUAACGUCACUAACGCUUAUUCGUUCGAUGCAUCAAAAUCUUUGUAAAGAUUCACGAUUUGAACGAUUAAAACUACACUCUAUUGACAUUCCAAAAAUUAUGAAUUUGUUCGAAUAUUUAAGUUUGCCAAAUCGAGAAGAUAUGGUCAGAGCACGUAGUCUUCAUGGUUAUUUUGAUGAAUUCAGUCGUCAAACCUAUCCAGACCUUCUAACCAAUAUCGAAUCCGUAAAUGCAUUCGGUGUGUAUUAUGCGUCUCAAUCGUCGACGAUGAACGACAACAUACGACAGAUAAGAGUUCAGGCUGAACGAGAUAAACUAUUGAAAAUAAAAGAAGUCCAAGAUGCCAAGCAAAAAUAUGAACAACUUAUCAAUUCAAUACGCAAUCUUUCUUGUACAUGUGAACACCUAUGUAAUAGGGUCUUCAGUCUAUGUGACAAGUGUAGAAUUAAGCGACAGGCUGAUAGCAUUAGCGUGGAAAUUUUUGAAUGUCCAAUGCCAUCGGCACAGGAGAGCGCACUGGCCGUUAUUUUUGAGCUGCAAAUGCCUAUUGAAAUAAGAUGUUAUCGAGAUAUUCUUUGGCAAUUUGUUAACCGUCCAAAUCCAAAUCCAUCACAUAACAUGUAUAAAUGGCUGACUGUACCUCCUCAUAAAGGAAAGCUAGGGCCGUUCUAUUCAGGUCCAGAUAAAUGCAAAGUGGAAUUAGUAUCUUCUACCAAAUCUAUAACGCAAUCCCAUUACUCCAAUCCGUCUAUAGUUUCGUCAGUCGAACGCUUUUUAUUUGAGAACAGUCUGAAAGUUGCAAUCCCGCCAACCAAACCGUCUAAACUAGAAGAUGAAUGUCGUAUAUUAACAUUUCAGUUAGAUCAUCCACAUUACAAACAAUUACAAUUCACUCUAGAUACCACGCAGUUCGUACAAAACGAUGUCAUUGCUCAACUAUCUCAUUGUCCACCACAGAUGAAACCUACACAAUUUGUGGAAUUCGGUUCAUUUCGAUCGGGUCAUCGAUUACAAUGGUGGAAUCUCUUAACGAUUUUUGAAAUGGACUCAUUAUCCAUUGGUGAAGAAAGUGUAGCAAUACUGAUCAUUCAUUCCAUUUUACAAAACGGUCCAUUAACAACAAAUGAAAAUAAAUCUUUGAAUCCUUGGUGUCCAGAAUCAUGUCAACAUCUAUUAGAACAUCAUUUUGUCGAUGAAUUAUUCUCAAGAUUAGAUCAUCAUUUAGAUAAUUGUGAAUUGAACUGGCAAAAUGAGCUGGUGCUAAUAGUUAUUACGAUGGUGACGAUGAAGAUUUUGACAGUUUGCUAUAAGUCAAGAGCCGAUCAAGUUGCUAAUUUAGCAAAAAAAUGUCGCAGAGUUGGUGAAAAGUGGAUCCAUCUGAUUUCUACCAGCAUUCAAAGUGUUUCUCCAUCAGCACUUAGUGAAGUGAAAAAACUUCGUGAGAAGAUGGUGAACAUUGGCAUUUGCUGUCUGAUGACAUUUUCAACUCAUGAAGAUCGCAUCAAAUUAUUGUUGUCUUCAAAUGAGCAUGUCUUAUCUUUGUUGAAAGCAGCAACUACAGUUCAAGAUAAUAUUAUUUUAAAUGGAAAUAUGUCGACCAUGAGUACUUUCAUGAAUAAUAUGAUGAAAUUUAGUGAACGUGUCUUAAUAACGUUGCAACCAACAAUUGCCAAAUUUCUUCAAGAAACAUCUUAUCAAAGUUUGAAUGACUUUGCAACUAUUUAUUGGGCAGUUAUCAGAGGCAAAAGUAGUAUGAAUGGACAAUGGAAGAAACGAAAAGCAGACUUAUAUGAUGGUUGGUACGAUUGCCAAUAUGAAUCAAGACAUGUAUCAAUUGAUUGUAUUCGAGGAAUGUUUCUCGUUGAUGAAAUGACUAUAGGUUUCUUACCACAAAAGAUUACUUCGAAUGAACUAUUUGCACGCGUAUUUGGUAAUUAUAUAUUUGAAGUUCAAGCAGCUGAAUCACCUCACACAUAUGUCACUAAACAACCUUAUCAUAAUGAAAGAGUUUUCUAUGAAUUUCGUUUUGAUGAUCAAAUCAACCGUUUAAUAAUCAACGAGCGCCAUCUAAAGUCAAACAAUGUGUUUCAAUUGAUUCCUCAUCAUUGUUUCGAAAAGGAAUUACCAGAUACAUUUGUCGUCAAUCAUAGCCAUUGGUACAACGCCAAAGAUCGACAGCUUGAGUUUCGACCUGUUCGUUUUCAAAAUGUCAAAUUUUUAGAUGAUAAACCGAAUGUGCUAUCUAUGGAUACAGGAUAUAUUACUACUACUCAUACUGAUAACACCCAAUGCUUAAUCAAUCAAGCAUCAGUAUUCUUUCAAAACUUGUUUUCUCGAUAUUUUAUUCGUCUCGAUGGCCAGUCAUAUGUCUACAUGAUGCGGGACACUAUCUCCCAGCUAGACAUCAUUAUCCAUAUUCAUUUAUCUCGAUUAGGUAUUGCCUUUCAAUACAAUGAUAAAACUAAGACGAUUACAUCUCGUGAAUACUCAGACAUGUGUGUCGCUCAAAAUCAACGGUUGGAAACAUUAACAGGUUUGACAUCUGGUCUUCUUUUAUCACCAUUAACAACUCAUAAUCAUAUAUUGGAAUCCUACCCAUAUCAAAAGCUAAUUGUUCCCUUUGGAAAUGUUUGCAGCUCAGAAACUCUACCAAAUAGCCCGCAAACUGUUGCGAUUCAGCGUUCAUCGUCGACACUAUAUCCACAUCAAUAUUUUGUUUUCGUUCUCAAUGAACGGUUACGUAUUCUACAGUCUACUGAUAGCCCAACUGGUUGGCUUUAUUUAGCAUUAUUACAUGCAAUGACCUCUCAUCCCUUACCCGAUCAAUAUACUGGAAUGACUGGAAUGGAACGUUCGUUUCAAUUGUUAAAUUCAGCUGGCUGUAGGUCAGAUCAACCUUUCGAUGCAAUUUCGCUUAAUAUUCUUACUCAAAUAGCAUCUAUUUCACCGAAAGUCAACUAUUAUCCACAACAUCUCACUUGUAUGAUUAACAUAUACUGGAAUACAAAUGGUUUACCAUAUUCGAUGCAACAUUUUGGUUAUUAUUUGAUCACAAAACAUUUAAUCGAUGCCAGUCAAAAGCUCAACUUUAUGUAUCCAUCAUUAGCUACCCAUGAAAUACCCGCAUUAUUUCAAAAUAAAGCGUAUGAUGAAGUUGUACUAAAAAAACUCUAUUGGGACUAUAGAGAUUCAUACAAUCCUAUGGCUAGAUUGUUUCCAGACAUGGAAGCAGACAUACAACGUACAUUAGUAGCAAAAAGAUAUGAAUCGGCUUCAGAACACUUUUCGCAUGCCGUUAACUAUAGUGCUCUUCACCUUGCAAAUGAUAUGUAUGCUACGGGGCGUGUCAAUCUGAGAGAUUUUUCAAUACAGAAUUGGUUGCCCCUAUCAAAAUGGGUAGAUGAUGAAAAUGGAUUGAAAGAUAUUUGGAUUGGUUUAUUGAAAUGGAUUGCCAAUUCAAAGAAUCAAACAACUAGACACCUGACAGACGAUACUCAACGAUUUAUAACACUGAUCGAUUUUCUUCAUUACAUUUCUAAAAAAUGUAACAUUCAACCGUUCUAUUUACAAAUGCUAAAAAUAGCGUUAAAAAUUCCUACUAUUUCUUUACAAUGCAUUACAUUUCCUCCAUUUAUUAGUUAUCAAAAUAUCGAAGAAAUUUCAGUUACAAAAGCACGUAUCAGUUUCCCAUGGUUUUGUACUUCAGAUGAGGAAAAUGAAAUUGUGUUAGAAAUCGAGAAUUGUUUCGUCCGGAAUCGUAAUUAUGAAACAACAAAUAAGAAGAUGGAUGAUUAUAGAAAGAAUGAAAUUAACAGUUUGCUAACGUCUUGGCAAAACAACAAACAGCUACGAUCUUUCGUAGAAACUGUUCAAAAGAUUCUUUCUUCUGUUAACAUAGAAACGUUCAGCAUGAAAGUAACAUAUCAUCCUCAAAAGUUUGGAUGUGAAUUAAUUGAAAAUCAUCAUCACAUACAAGUCAAAUUAACUGAGAACUCAAUUAAUCAAAAAAUAUUACAUAAUGCACAACUACGUUUUCAUCAUACUUAUCGAGGUCAUUUCAACAAACCAAACAUUUCUUUGCAAGCUGAUAAACGACAAAAUGCAUUUCCACAAGACAUUUUCCCUUCGAUUAACAAUCAAAACGAUCAUUUCAGUGAACUAACUAAUUAUUUUAAAAAUCAACUGAAUGAAAGCUGGACAAAACUACUUUCGAAAGAACAAAUUGAAAAAGUUGAUCCUUCGGUUGACGAACUGAUUAAACUUCUCAAAAUUUUCCAAGAAGAAUCAACAGAAAGCUGGAAUGAGUUAGUGAAAUCGAUUACAUUAUCCAAUAAGCAAUUAUUCGACACAGGUCUAGUAUUAAGAAUAACACGAACAACCCUCAUUUCUCUCUUGCAACAGAAAUUAACGACCCUUGAUUUGACUGAAGAACAACGUACAUUAUUAGGUGGUAUUCUCGUCUCUUGGACGCUAGAACAGCAACUAGAGCGAGCUUUACAUUUUUGUAUUCAUCAGAAAUUGGAAGAUUUUAGAAAAGAAAUUUCUAAUAUUCCGCAUUCAAAUUGGAUCCCGUCAAAAUAUGUAUCAUGGCUGAUUUUUGAAUUAGAAAUGAAUAUCACUAUUCGAAAUAUACAGAUCGAAGUCGCACAGCAUAUGAUGCAACAUACAAUGACAAUUAACGAUUCAACAGUGAAAAGUAUUGUCAUGCAAAUGAAUAUGGGUGAAGGAAAAACAUCAGUUAUUUUACCUAUGUUAGCUGUUAGUUUAUGUUCAUCUCAUUCGAGUUUAGUUCGUAUCAUUGUACUUAAAUCAUUAUUUCCAACAAAUUAUCAAUCGUUACGAUAUAAAUUAGGUGGUUUACUCAAUCGAAGGAUAUUUCCAUUUUCAUGUCGUCGUGAUCUAAAUUAUAGUGAUGGCCAGAUUAAUCAAAUUUCUAAUCGUCUUAAACAAGCACUAGAUAAUUGUGAUGUUAUAUUAACUUCACCAGAAGAUAUUCUAUCCUUUGACUUACUCACCAUAGAUAAAUGUCGACGAAAGGAAUUUUCGGCUGGUUGUUCAAUGUUAACACUUCAACGAUGGUUAAAAGCAAAUGUGCGUGAUGUACUAGAUGAAUCUGAUGAAAUUCUACAUGUCAAAUAUCAGUUGAUAUACACUGUAGGUGGUCAACAACAAGUUGAUGGAGGUGCACAACGGUGGAAAACUAUUCAAUCAAUACUUGAAUUAGUUAAAAAAUACGCUUCACAUAUCUCAAGACAGUUUAAUAAAGAAGUUUGUUACAAAUCAGCAGAACGGAAAAGCGCUUUUCCACAGUUUCGUCUGCAAUCACAUCUUCCUUUCUCAACAUUGUGUAAAAAGAUAGCCAAUGAUUGGUUGAAUCAAAAAUCUUAUCGACAAGUCGAUAAACAAAUUGUCGUCUCGUUCAUUUUACAAACAUAUUCAUCAAUUGAGUGUCUAGAAGGUAAAUUUUCCCAAAAUGAUAUUCUGUCAUUUCUGAUUGUUCGCGGCUUAUUAUCGUCUGAAGUCUUGCUAGUUGCACUGAAAAAACGCCAUCGGGUUAAUUAUGGAGUUAAUCCAAACCCUUGUUUUAAUCGGCUAAUGGCAGUACCAUUUCGUGCAAAAGAUGUUGCAGCUGAUAGAACUGAAUUCGGUCAUCCCGAUGUUGCACUUGUUUUAACAUAUUUUACAUAUUAUUAUUCUGGUCUCAAUGACUUACAAUUAAUUCAAUGUUUUGGCCGUUUGAGUGACGAAGAAAGUGAUCCUGCAUCAAUUUACAAUCAGUGGAUUUCGAAUGAAGAAGAUGACAAUAUACCAUCAAGUAUUAAACAAUGGAAAGGUGUUAAUCUUAAAGAUUAUCAUCAAAGAAUUCAUGAUCUUUUUCCUACAUUACGAUAUAAUAUGUUAGUCAUUAAUUAUUUCCUUAAUCAUUUUGUCUUCCCUCGUGAAGCAAAACAGUUUCCUUCUAAAUUAGUUGCAUCUGCUUGGGAUUUAUCUUCAUCAUUACGAUCAAAAAAUAUCACUGGAUUUAGUGGUACAAACGAUACACAGUUACUAUUACCCAUUCAUAUUCGUCAAUACGAUCUACCUGAACUUCAACAGACAGAUGCUAUCGUUGUUAACAAUCUAUUACAACCGGAAAAUGACAGAUACCAAUCCCUACCUAUUAAUGUUACUUCAGAGGAGAUUUUAAAGCGCAUUAUAAAUAAUAAGGAGAAAAUCAAUGUGAUCUUAGAUGUUGGCGCGUUGUUUGUUGAUGGAAGUAAUCGAGAGAUUGCAGUUCAAUGGCUGAAUAUGUCAUCUUCAUCUGAAAUCGAAUAUGUAGUUUAUUUUGAUUCAGAUUCCAUAGUUGUCUAUGAUCGGCAAUGUCGUGAUCAUCCAUUUAUAACAUCACCUGCAAGCGAAAGAUUAGAUCGUUGUAUAUUUUAUCUGGAUGAUAUUCAUACAAGAGGAACUGAUUUUAAAUUUCCACGAGAAUUUCGAGCCGCAGUCACGCUAGGAAAUGGUUUAACAAAAGAUCGAUUUGUUCAAGCAUGUAUGAGAAUGAGAAAACUGGGAAAUGGUCAUUCUUUAAUAUUUUUGGGUUCACAUGAAGUUCAUCAACAGAUUAUAAAGCUAACGACAAAGUUAGUUACAAGAAGUAUGAGCACCCAAAUUACUGUAAGAGAUAUUCUUCGCUGGGUCUAUGAAAAUACUGUACAAUCGACAUGGGAAGGACUACAUCAUUGGGCUGCACAAAGUUUAAGUUUCCAACGAAAAAUUGCUGCAUUCCAAUAUGUUGAUUGGAACAACCAUCAACAAGAGUUUACUACAAGCAUCAUGGAAAAAUUAGCUAGAGACUGUUUAGAACCUGAAGUUAUUCAUCUCAGAGAGAUGUAUGGUGCUUCCAAAAUACUACAGACAAUUUUCAAACUGCAUUCUGCUCGUUAUCGUCUAAUCACUGGUUAUGGAUCACGAGAAAUUCAAGAUGCAGUGUUGAAGCGAUUGAUAGACUAUGGUGGAACAAAACAACGUUUAUCGCAGUUAUUAGAUGAAGAACAACAACGAGAACUUGAACAAGAAUUAGAAGAAGAACGGCAUAUAGAACGUUCUCCAUCAGUAGAACCGUAUAAAGCAGUACUACAUGAAGAAAUCAAAAGAUUAUGUGACAUGCAAUGUACUGCUAUGAAUCUUGCACAGUUUCCUCAUGUAUUUCGCCCUUUGGCAUACGCGUUUACUGAGACAACAUGGUUUAAUGAUUGUCAACAGAAUAGUUGGCAAUCAAAUUUAUGGGUUUCUACAGAAUUUCAACGUGUAAUUACAACCAAAGGAACAUCACUCAAUUCAUUUCUACGUCCUCCACGAUGGCUUCUCGUCUAUAGAAAUCGUCACUUUAUUUUUAUCAAUGCUCUAGAAGCGAACUGGUUGAUGGGUAAGUUAAAGACUUUUCAUCUUCAACAGCAAUCUGACGUUUCAUCAAUUACUACAUUACGUUUAUUGUUACCGCGUACUAAACAAACUCAAUCUAUUUUUGUGAAUACUCCAAGCCUUACAAUUCCACCGACAAUUGACCAAUCUAACACAGAUAGUAUUUUUAAUGUGUCGCUCGAGUGCUUAGUUCAGUUGUUUGUCUUUAAUGGAACUCUCUACUUUGAAACAAAAGAUGAACAAAACGCUUUCUGUCAUUGUCUGAGCUUGUGUCCUAAACCUCGAACAAAAACUGAAGAACAAGCAUUCGAGAACGGUUGGAUUGGCGCCGAUGGAUAUGUAAGCGACUCAAAACAUCGUAAUGACUUAAAAAUCAAUCAAGCCCGGUUUGUUUCUAAUCCAUUAAAAUUUAUCAAAGAAAUUAUAGAAAAUCGAAAUAAUUCACACGCAUCCAUAUCAUCUCAUGUCGGUAGUAUUAUUUUCAAUGCAUUCAAGCUCGUUUAA